AUCUGAUCAUCUCAUUUCUUUCUCCAGGUAUUUUGACAUUAAACAUCAGUGUUUCAGCCCUUUCAUUUGAACAUUAAGGGCUCCAGAUCUUGGGGUUUCUUAGAUGAGUGUAGCCGCCCAUGGCUUGUGUCCAUGAGCAGUGUCCCUCCCCCUCCCUUUCGGGAUUCAGUACCCCAAUUUCUGAUGCUCCAUUUCGCCGGCCAGACUCUGAUGUGGCUGCAUGUACCCCGGAUACCGAACUGACCCCCACACAGUGUGUUCUGCGCAACGUAUUGUCUAUUGAUCCUGUCGGGGAUGGGACCCACACACGGGGCAACACCCCAACUCCUAGUGAUGACCCUGCACAGUUCUCCAACAGUGUGCUGAAGCUGCACGAAGGUGGAGCUGAAGGGGGAGCAAUGCGCAACCAGUCGGAGAGCUUUAGGCUGCAGGCAGGUGGAGGAGGCUUUCUGGAGGGACUGUUUGGUUGCCUGAAGCCGGUGUGGACCAUGAUUGGCAAAGCAUACUCUACUGAAAACAAGCAGACCCAGGAAGAGUCCUGGGAGGUGCCUUUUGAGGAGAUCUCAGAGCUACAGUGGGUGGGCAGUGGGGCUCAAGGAGCAGUGUUCCUGGGCAAGUUCCAUGGCGAAGAGGUGGCUGUGAAGAAAGUGAGAGACAUCAAAGAAACCGAGAUCAAACACCUUCGUAAGCUCAAGCACCCCAACAUCAUCACAUUCAAGGGUGUGUGCACACAAGCUCCAUGUUACUGCAUAAUCAUGGAGUACUGUGCACAGGGGCAGCUGUAUGAGGUUUUGAGAGCAGGGAGAAAGAUCACACCAUCACUGCUCGUUGACUGGGCCAUGGGUAUCGCAGGCGGCAUGAACUACCUUCACCUGCACAAGAUCAUUCACAGAGACCUCAAAUCACCUAAUAUGCUGAUUACCCAUGAUGACCUGGUGAAGAUCUCAGAUUUUGGCACGUCAAAGGAGUUGCGAGAUAAGAGCACAAAAAUGUCCUUUGCCGGCACCGUGGCUUGGAUGGCACCGGAAGUCAUAAGAAAUGAACCCGUCUCAGAGAAAGUGGACAUAUGGUCAUUUGGGGUGGUUCUCUGGGAGAUGCUCACAGGUGAAAUCCCCUACAAAGAUGUGGACUCUUCAGCUAUUAUCUGGGGCGUGGGCAACAACAGCCUGCAACUGCCUCUGCCAGAAAGCUGCCCUGAUGGUUUUAAGAUCCUCUUAAAACAAUGCUGGAAUUGCAAGCCCAGAAAUAGGCCAUCAUUCAGACAGAUUCUGCUACACCUGGAUAUUGCCUCUGCUGAUGUGCUAUCCACCCCACAGGAGACCUACUUCAAAUCACAGGCUGAAUGGCGUGAGGAGGUAAAACAACAUUUUGAGAAGAUAAAGUCUGAGGGAACAUGUCUGCACCGACUGGAUGAGGAGCUCAUUAACCGUCGCCGUGAAGAGCUCAGGCAUGCCCUUGACAUCAGAGAGCAUUAUGAGAGGAAGCUGGAAAGAGCCAACAACCUUUACAUGGAACUGAGUGCUGUCAUGCUACAGCUAGAGCUGAAAGAAAAAGAACUGCUUAGAAGGGAGCAGUGCCUGGAUAAGAAAUAUCCUGGGCUGUUCAAACACCAUUCUUCAAACACAGUGGACAAACUCAUUAAGAAGAGGAAUGUACCCCAAAAGCUUCCUUCGCAUGGCAAGAGACCUGACCUCCUAAGAUCAGAGGUCAUUCUCCCUAAAAUGGACCCUGGUGUGGUGCAAGUGACAGUUCCUUCUUGUGCCAACCGGACGUCCACUUCACCAAGUCGUGCCCGGAGGGUUAAAACACGACAUCGCAGGGGGGGCCGAGGCAGCAGUGGUGAUCUCUCGGGGCCCAAACACUCCACUGGUACCUCCACCAGAGAGAGAGAAACGCCCACAUUGGGCACUGCAGCACCCAGUGGCACUCCAGAAACUGAUCAGACAGCGAGUACUGCUUCAAGAGGAAGCCAGCUGGAAGCUCCUCCACUAAAACUGUCGUCCUCUAGCCCAGACCUGCUUUGCUCCACCCAUGGAGCUGAAGGCGGAGCCAGUGGUGGGGCUGGCAGUCUGAGUGUGUGUGAAGGGCUUGUUAGCGGAGUCCGAGGUGUGGCAGAAGCCACUGUGGGAUUGGAUGAAACUCCUCCACGAAGCGACACAGCAAGCGAGGACGCAGCUUCACUCCCAUUCUCAAGCAGUCCUGAUUCACCCUGCUGCGCAAGAGGUGUGGCUGUGGGACGGGGACACACUCUGGGGGAGGAAAGGGAGGAAGGAGCCGGGGCAGUACGAUUGCCGAGGGGAGCCAGUGGUAGUCAUUUGACUCCAUCAGCUAUACUUUACAGAGCAGCUAUCACACGCAAGCAGCGUCGUGGUGUGUCUUCAGAGGAAGAGGAGGGAGAAGUAGAUAGUGAAGUGGAACUACCAAGGAGACGACGGCCAACUAGUAUAUCCAAGUGCCAGUCUGUAUCCACCUUCAGCUCAGAGAAUUUGUCUGUCUCUGAUGGAGAGGAAGGCCAUACCACUGACCACUCUCACAGCGGCACACCAGAUGUGGUCAGCACCAAUACCGAUGAGCGGCUGGACGAUCGAAGUGAUGACCUCAUCUCACAGGGCUCUGAGAUCCCUGCUGACAUCACAGACCCUGCAAUCUCAGAGAGGGAGGCUGCUGCUCUUGAACAGGAGAGAGCAAAUUUUGAUCUGGAACAAAACAUUUUGGAGACCCGGGCGUUGUGUGAAGAUUCGGAUUGUGACAGUGCCGAGCUAGACCAGUCGGGGAGUGGAGAACCAAGUCGCCCCCCAAGUGCAGGAGGCUGGGGUCAGGGUCCUCAGAACUAACAAACAUGUGCAUACACAAACACCCAGCCCUGUGCAUUUGUACAUAUUGUAUAUAUGUUCACCACAACACGUACCAGCACACUUCCUUAUUUGUAGUCUCACUGAAACACCUGAUAUUAAAGACAUACACUUUUACACAAACACCAUGAAAUUGCCUAUCUUUGGGCCUGUAACAAACUGGUGAUGCAGAAUCAAUUGAUUAAUGGAGAAAAAAAAGCAAAUAUUAGUCACUUUAAGAACAUACUUUCACAAGCUGGUCAUGAUGUCACUGAGAUUCCAAAGAUCAGGGCCCCAUUCUUUGUACAUGGCUCUCAUAUCAAUAUAAUUUGAAAUAAUUCCCUGAAUAAUUUGAAUUUGGUUACUCAAAGCAAGUUCAAGGUUACAGGUGUUCCUAUCUUUUACUAAUCAGCUCCAACACAUACUCAUAAAGCUUGAAAUAUAUUACAGUCUUACCUGUAGUGUACUUACAUAUACCUAUUAUACUUGAACUCAUUUAUGUCUUCAACAAAAAAUAGGGCUACACACUUUUCCAUAGAUAACGAUUAUGAAAGGUGCUGAUUCUUAUUAUCUGGAGGCUUUAAAACAACACAUACUGUCACCCUCCAGUCUACAUCCAAUAUACAUGUCUAUUCUUGUCUAAAAUAACUACGGCUUCAUUUCAACCACCAAGAUUCAAUAGCGACGUACACGUUAAUUCAAACCGCUACUCUGUAGGGUUGGUGUGGGAAUUGAAGAGAAAUAUGAUGUCUUAUACAGGAGUAGACUUUGGGACUCAUUUAUCAAUCAUUAAUAAAGUUGUGUGUAAAAGUUUUCGUAGGCCAAGCUGAAAAUUCCUGACAGAUAAAAGAAAAGGUUCCGUAGGGCGGAUUUUCUUUUUCUGUUCAUGUGCACUUGUUGAUAAAUGCCAAUCACCCAUAAAUUGCCAGGCUCGUUGAUGGCACAGCUAAUUUACAUUUAGUGAUGUCUACAAAACUCCAUGAAAGGCAAAGGUCACAGAGGGCUGAAUGACAAAAUGAUGGCCAAAUGUUGAAAGUGCACCUCCUUCCAGUAAUGCAGCUCGGCCAAUGCAGCGCAUUGCCUUCCACAGGCACAGACUCACUGACAGUCUUCCUCUUAUCCUAGGGUGCCAUUAUUUUGUCCUAAUUGAGUGACUUGUCUUAUUUGUCUUAAUUUAUGUAUAAA
Molecule: messenger RNA, 4016 nt
Organism: Ictalurus furcatus (blue catfish)
Lineage: Eukaryota; Metazoa; Chordata; Actinopteri; Siluriformes; Ictaluridae
Gene: map3k12
Product: mitogen-activated protein kinase kinase kinase 12
Exons: 13
Coding region: 120-2834 (904 amino acids)
Biological process (GO): protein autophosphorylation; JNK cascade
Molecular function (GO): JUN kinase kinase kinase activity; ATP binding
Source: RefSeq, a predicted model, not a curated record